Molecule: messenger RNA, 3930 nt
Organism: Miscanthus lutarioriparius
Lineage: Eukaryota; Viridiplantae; Streptophyta; Magnoliopsida; Poales; Poaceae
Source: the annotation of a GenBank genome assembly
AUGGCGUUUCCUUGCAUUCCUAUCCUUCUACUGGCUGCCUUAUUACCAGCGGAACCUGCAGCAGGUUCCGCGUCGGGCCAUAGCUAUGCCAGUGACUCUGCUGCUCUGCUUGCUUUCAAAGCGCAGGUAGCAGAUCCUCUCGGUAUCCUUGGCAGCAAUUGGACUUCGGACUCCUCGUUCUGCCACUGGAUUGGUGUCUCAUGCAGUCGGCGUCGGCAGCGUGUCGCUGCCUUGGCACUGCCCAACCUUCCCCUUCAAGGAGAGAUUUCUCCUCAUCUUGGUAAUCUCUCUUUUGUUUCUGUCCUUAACCUUACAAACACAAGCCUCAUCGGUUCCAUCCCAGGUGAUCUCGGUAGAUUGCAACGUCUAAAAGUUCUUUCUCUUGGCCAUAAUAGCCUUUCAAGCACUGUGCCGUCUACUAUAGGAAAUCUCACUGGACUCGAAGUUCUUAGUUUAAGGUACAACAAGCUUUCUGGGCAUAUCCCACCAGAGCUGGGAAAUUUGUCUAAUCUUAGGCUGAUAGAUUUGCUGCACAAUCUGUUAACUGGUCCAGUGCCAAAGAACAUGUUUAACAACACUACCCGCUUAAUUUACAUAAACUUUGGGAACAACAGUCUAUCAGGACCGAUACCCAGUGUUAUUGGCUCAUUGCGCAUGCUUGAAUACCUUGUAUUGAGCCGAAACCAGUUAUCAGGACCAGUAGCACCAUCCAUCUUCAACAUGUCCAGAAUACAAGAUUUAGAUCUUGGUGGCAACAAUCUUACUGGAUCAAUUCCUAGCAAUAAAAGCUUUAGUCUCCCCCUGUUGCGAUUCCUGUCCCUCUAUGACAAUAAUUUCACUGGUCCAAUCCCAUAUGGACUCAUAACAUCCCCCUACCUCCAACAACUUUAUCUCUCUUAUAAUUCCUUUGUAGAUGUUGUGCCACCAUGGUUGGCCAAGUUGCCAAACCUUGCCAUUCUUUCAUUGGCUUCUAAUCCUCUUAGUGGGACGAUUCCACCUGUGCUCUGCAACCUUACCACACUGAUCGAAAUGGAAUUGGCAUAUUGUAAUCUAACUGGAGAGAUUCCAUCAGAGUUGGGGGAAAUGAAAGAGCUCUCAAGGAUACAUCUAUCAAGAAAUCAAUUGACUGGUUUUAUCCCUGCUUCAGUUGGCAACUUAUCAAAAUUAUCUUUUUUAGUAUUCCAUGAUAAUCUAUUAAGCGGAACAGUACCGUUAACAAUUGGCAACAUCGGAUCUCUUAACAUUCUCAGUCUUGGAUGGAACCUCCUUGAAGGUGAGCUUGACUUUUUCACCACUCUUUCUAACUGUAAACAACUCCAGUUCAUUGACAUAUCUAAUUGUUAUUUCACUAGCAAUCUUCCAUACUACAUCGGUAACCUCUCUAUACAACUAACGAUUCUCAUAGCAUAUGAAAACAAGUUAACAGGAAGCCUUCCUGCUACUAUAUCCAAUCUUAGUGCUCUCAACUCCAUAUAUCUUUCACAUAACCAGCUUAGUGGGAUAAUCCCAGAAUCAAUUACAACACUGGGGAAUCUCCAGUUCCUUGACCUUGGCAUUAACAAGAUCACUGGACCAAUCCCAACACAAAUUGCAAUGCUAGGGAACCUAGAACGAUUUUUUCUUGACCAAAAUAAGCUUUCUGGUUCUAUUCCAGACGGCAUUGGCAACCUUAGCGGGUUAGAGUACUUUUAUGUGUCUAGUAACCAAUUAUCUUCAACAAUACCACCAAUCAUAUUCCAAUUCAACCAACUUAUCGAACUUAACCUAUCCCACAACUACUUAACUGGUGUGUUGCCAUCUGAUAUUAGCAAUUUGGUAGACAUUGACUUAAUGGAUAUCUCUUCUAAUCACUUGUUUGCUAGCCUUCCCAAUUCAUCAGGACCUCUUCAAAUGACCUACUUGAAUCUGUCAUAUAACAUGUUCAAUGGCUCAAUUCCUGACUCUUUUAAGAUGCUAUCAAGUAUAGUCACACUUGACCUGUCCUGGAACCAUUUGUCUGGUGACAUUCCAAGGUACUUAGCAAAUCUUACCUACCUCAAAAACCUUAACCUCUCAUACAAUAAUCUGCAAGGUCAGAUACCAGAGGGUGGUGUUUUCACAAACAUUACUCUGCAGUCUUUGAUGGGCAACUCUGGGCUGUGUGGUGAUUCUCGUUUAGGAUUUUCACCUUGUCCAGGAAAUUCUUACUCAGCUCAUUCACACAUCCUUAAGUUCAUACUCCCUGCAACUGCAACUGCAACUGUGGCACUAUGUCUUAUAGCUAUUUGCUUAUACCUGAUGAUCACAAAGAAAAAAUCAAAGCAGAGGGAGGUAAUGGGUUCUGCCAGGAUGGUUGAUGCUAUUGGCCAUGAUAUAAUCUCCUACCAUGAUAUUGUGCGAGCUACUGGUAAUUUCAGUGAGGAAAAUUUGGUGGGAUCUGGAAGCUUUGGUAAAGUUUACAUGGCCCAACUGGGUGACAAUUUGGCUGUUGCAAUAAAAGUUCUGAAUAUGCAGCUUCAGCAGGCUGUGAGGAGUUUCGAUGCUGAAUGCCAAGUAUUGCGCAUGGCUCGGCACCGCAACCUGAUAAGAAUUAUUAACACCUGUUCCAACCUAGACUUUAGAGCACUGGUACUUGAGUACAUGCCUAAUGGUAGCUUGCAGGCACACCUGCACAGUGAAGGCACGCCACACCUUGGGUUCCUUAAGAGAUUAGACAUCAUGCUAGAUGUGUCGAUGGCAAUGGAGUAUCUGCACCAUGAGCACUAUGAGGUAGUCCUACACUGUGACUUGAAGCCUAGCAAUGUGCUAUUUGACGAAGAAAUGACAGCACAUGUUGCAGACUUUGGUAUUGCAAAACUGCUCCUAGGUGAGGAGAGCUCCAUGAUUUCAGCAAGCAUGCCUGGAACAAUAGGAUACAUGGCACCAGAAUAUGGCUCCAUGGGUAAAGCCUCAAGGAAGAGUGAUGUAUUCAGCUUCGGUAUCAUGUUACUGGAAGUCUUCACCGGAAAGAUGCCAACUGAUUCAAUGUUCGCUGGAGAACGAAGCCUUCGGGAGUGGGUUCAUCGAGCAUUUCCAUCGAGGCUUGUUGAGCUCCUGGACGCUGAACUUGUACAAGAUAUUGAAGAAAAUUGUGGCUUUAUCCGUAACCAUGGUAACAAUCCCUCAGAGUCUCCUAGCAGUCUAAUUGACCUUGUCCCAAUAUUCGAGUUGGGUCUGCUGUGCUCAAGAGAUGCACCUGAUGAAAGGUUGACAAUGAAGGAUGUGGUUGUGAAGUUGAAGAGAAGAAGGACUAUGUUGAUUCUGCGGGAGGAGGAGAAGGAUAUAACACACGAGACACAAAUGUAUACUGACUUCGGUAUGAGAUGUUGGGGGACGCCCUUGGAACACUGCCCCAUCCUUACCCUCAUCCGAGAACCGAGCCCUCAACCUGUUCCCCCCCCCCACAACAGCCUAGGAGGUGGCCCUUGUGGCGCCACCCGUCGUGGCCUGGACUCUGCCCCCGGCGGAACCCUUGCUAACUUGCUCAACCAUGGAUGCCAUGGGCGAGGACGCCUCGCUAACUCCCUGAGCGAAGAAUUUAUUACUGCCCCCAUUUUACUCCAGAUCAUGCUCAUUGAUCAGAUCAAGCUAUGGAUGGAAGAAGGGCGACUACUCGACCUAGUAGAUCGCAAUCUAGGUGGCGUCUACAACCUUGAAGAGCUGGAGAAGGUUACCCAGAUAGCACUUCUCUGCACCCACAUGGAACCUAAUCAACGCCCUACAAUGUCAGAGGUCGUGCAGAUGCCGGAAGGAGAGAUUGUCCCAGCAGAGCUGUGGGAGGAAUGGCAGCUGGCUGAGCUCAAACGACGACAACAGUAUGAGAUAAGGCAACAGGGCAAACUAUUCAAAUACAGUGAAGAGUCUGAGUCUCCAAACAUCCAGGAAGCCAUUGAGCUCUCAACUGGCAGAUGA